AUGGCUGUAACAUCCACUUCCCGAGCAUUCAUCUACGAUGUGUUCCUCAAUUUCAGAGGUUCAGAUACACGCCAAGGUUUUACUGGCUAUCUCCACAAAGCUCUUCAUGACAGUGGAAUGCACGUUUUCAUUGAUGACGAGGGACUUAAGUGUGGAGAGAGAAUAACACCAGCACUUGUGGAGGCAAUUGAAAAGUCCAAGAUUGCCAUCACUGUGCUCUCUACAAACUAUGCUUCUUCCUCCUUUUGUUUAGAUGAACUUGCAACCAUUCUUGACUGCUCCCAAAGGAGAGGAUUGUUGGUGUUGCCUGUCUUUUACAAGGUGCUUCCUGGUCAUGUGAGACACCAGCAAGGAAGUUAUGGAGAAGCAUUGGCUAGGCUUGAGGAAAGGUACGACCAUGACAUGGGGAAUUGGAAGAUGGCACUAAACCAAGUAGCUGAUCGUUCUGGCUUUACUUUCAAUGAUAGGAAGCUUUUGGAUGUUGGAUGUGGUGAUGGUGUCCACCUGAUAGGGAUCCACGGAAUGGGCGGUGUAGGAAAAUCAACUCUUGCUCGAGCAGUUUAUAAUUUGAUUACUGAUCAAUUUGAUGGUUCAUGUUUUCUUCAAAAUGUAAGAGAAGAAUCAAACAAACAUGGGUUAAAACACCUUCAAAGCAUCAUUCUUUCACAGGUACUUGGAAUGAAGGAAAUCAACCUAGCGAAAGAAGAGAAGAGUGUUUUUCUUGACAUUGCUUGCUGCUUCAAAGGGUACAAAUUGUCAGAGGUUGAAGAGAAACUUCGUGCUCUUUAUGAUAACUGCAUGAAAUAUCAUAUUGGGGUGUUAUUUGAAAAGUCUCUUAUAAAGAUUAGUCAUGAUGGUAGAGUUACAUUUCAUGACUUGAUUGAGGACAUAGGUAAAGAAAUUGACCGUCAACAAUCACCAAGAGAGCCGGGGAAGCGCAGGAGAUUAUGGCUACAGAAUGAUAUAAUUCAAGUUUUAAAAGACAACUCGGUGAGUGAGAAGCUGAUGAAUGGGAGAUUUUUGCUACAGCAAAGUGUCACUACGCAGAGAUUUAGAUCAAGAGGAAGACAGUUUGGGGCUGAAUAA
This is a messenger RNA of Sphenostylis stenocarpa, 1086 nucleotides long. The record is from the annotation of a GenBank genome assembly. NCBI's taxonomy places the organism in Eukaryota, Viridiplantae, Streptophyta, Magnoliopsida, Fabales, Fabaceae.